Penicillium bovifimosum is the source of this 2106-nucleotide messenger RNA. RefSeq lists its product as uncharacterized. Gene Ontology annotation, molecular function: dynein light chain binding; dynein heavy chain binding. The record is from RefSeq and is a predicted model, not a curated record. The transcript has 3 exons. Gene Ontology annotation, cellular component: cytoplasmic dynein complex. Bases 1 to 2106 code for a protein of 701 amino acids. Lineage: Eukaryota; Fungi; Ascomycota; Eurotiomycetes; Eurotiales; Aspergillaceae. Gene Ontology annotation, biological process: transport along microtubule.
AUGUCGACGAUUCAGCAGCGGAAAGAUGAGAUUCUUGCCAAACGAGCUAAGCUUGCCGAGCUGAAAAAGCAGCGGGAGCUCCGCCAGAAGGAGUUCACCUCCCGGAGCAGCAUCGGGGAUGCUUCAGAGGUUGUCUCCCCAGUACCGAGCCGCGCGGACAGCCGACACGAUCUCGACGACUUGAUCUCUCGUCUGGUCGACCGCCCAGGGUCGGCAUCCCUCAGCCACGGUGGUGUCGAGAGCCAGUCGCGGCGAGGAAGCCGACCAACCUCAGUAUUGAGCGCCAGUCAAUUGAGUGGAGAUAAUGCCGACACAUAUCCAGCUUCAUCGCGACCACAGUCUCAGUCCAUCGCGGUCCAGACCACAGAUGAGCCUUACACUCCAUACGCAGCAGAAGCCCCGCACCCCCCUGAAGUUGGAUCUGAAGCUAGACCGGUAUCUAAACCUGAAGUUGUCACCUACAGCAAGGGUGUGCAAACCGAUGGGCUAGACUUGCAGCCCGAGACUCCUGACGAGUCUGUCGCUUCGGACAAUGAGGAGGCACCUGGUACCACUCGUUCGAGCAAGCGUCUCAGUCGACGAGACCGGGAGCGCGACGAGGAAAUCCGACAGAAGCUCCGCAAAGAAAUUGAGGAGGAGCUGCAAGCUACUAAUCAAAAUGCCAAUAAUGAUAACUCCGCCGCGCAACCCGCAAAACUGCGGUACCCUCUACGCAUGCUCGAUGACGAUGAGCUGCAGGCAGUCACGUCGUCUGACGAUUUCCUAGACUUCGUGGAGCGUUCUUCGAAGGUCAUUGAGCGAGCUCUAGAUGAGGACUACGAUGUGCUGGCAGACUAUGAGCUUGGUGGUACGGAAAAUUUGCAAGAAGAUGAGGAGACAGGCAAGAAGAGGCGAGGAAUGCAUGAAGUGUGCCAUUUCUGGGACGAACGAUGGAGCAAGAAUCGUAUCAUCAGUGAUCUUGGCUUCUCUCCCAAGUUCCCUGAACUAUUGCUUGCAUCAUACACCAAGAAUACCUCCGCGCCACACGAACCUGACGGCCUUGUCCAGAUCUGGAACCAGCACUUACAAUCUCGUCCGGAAUACGUGUUCCAUUCCACAUCCGAUAUCCUUACCGCGAAAUUCUCUCCCUACCACCCAAACCUUGUUGUCGGAGGAUCCUACUCAGGACAGGUGCUUGUGUGGGACACACGUUCUUCUCGCGCCGGCGGAGGCUCUCCUGUACAAAAGACUCCCCUGUCCGGGGGCGGUCAUGCUCACCCCGUCUACAGUAUCUCCAUCGUCGGCACACAGAAUGCACACAAUAUCAUGACCGCCUCCACGGACGGUGUGGUCUGCGGCUGGACGAUGGAUAUGCUUUCUUAUCCACAGGAUCGUGUGGAGCUUACCACACCUCCCCCAUCCAAGACAGAGGACCUUGCGCCCACCACCAUGUCAUUCCCUCACACCGACCCUACAUUCUUCAUCGUCGGCACCGAAGAAGGUGUCAUUUAUCCCUGCCACCGAUAUGACCGGGCCGGAGCGAAGUCUGGCACAGACCACCGCCUAGCCUACAAGGGACAUACGGCACCAAUCAUGUCAACCGCUUUCCACCCUGGCCGUGGGCCUGUGGACCUCGGAGACCUCAUGCUGAGCUCGAGUCUGGACUGGAGCGUUAAGCUCUGGCGUGUGCGACCCCCCGCGACGACCGCCUCUGCCACAUCCGGGUUGGCCCAAUCCCAAGUUGUUUCCCCUAUACUGGACAUAACCCGCGACGAUGUUGUUUACGAUGCGCGCUGGCACCCUACUCGACCUGGUGUAUUCUCCCUGGUCGACGGUGCCGGCAACGUCGAAGUCUGGGACCUUGCUACAGAUACCGAGGUGCCGGUGGCACGUGAAGUUGUCGAUAAUACCCACGGCAACAUCAUGUCUCGCAGCCUCAAUAAGGUUGCGUGGGAUGAGCGUGAAGGACGCCGCUUGGCAACUGGUGGCCUCAACGGUGUCGUUACUGUCUUUGAAGUUGGCAAGGGUCUCUGUGGGCUUCCCGAGGAAGUGCCAGCGGACGAGUGGACAGGCAUGAAGCGGCUUGUUGGGAAGUUGGAACAGAAGGACAAGGAUCGGGUGGCUUGA